Rotaria socialis is the source of this 477-nucleotide messenger RNA. The record is from the annotation of a GenBank genome assembly. NCBI's taxonomy places the organism in Eukaryota, Metazoa, Rotifera, Eurotatoria, Philodinida, Philodinidae.
AUGGGCGGACCAGCAGACAUAAAUGGAGAACGGCACCCAGAAACAGAUAAUUUUCUGCCAUGUAAAUUUGUUAUUGAUGGAAUAACAUAUACAUCAGCAGAAAACUAUUUUCAAUGUGCUAAAACGACAAAUGAAACAGAUCACAAUAUGGUUUUAAAUUCAGGUUCAGGUUGCUCAGCUUGGGCAGCUGGACAAAGAAUUAGCAUUCGAUCUGAUUGGGAAUCGGUUAAAGUUGAUGAAAUGUAUAAAGGGAAUUUGGCAAAGUUUCAGCAAAAUGAGGAUUUAAGAAAUGCUCUGUUAAGUUCCGCUAACGGUUCAAUUCGUUUCACAGGUUCAACAUCAUUUUGGAAUCAUUGGAAUGGUCUUAUUUUAGAAAGAAUUCGAGCAGAAUUACGUCAAAAUAGUGAAGACGACGUUCGUCGUGGAGUUGAAAUACAUGAUAUGAUGGAUAAAUAUGCUAAACAAAACAAAAAAUAA